AUGGUAGAGUUCGCACCCUUGACCGUGCCGUGGGAGCGCAGGCUUCAGACGUUCGUCGUCUUGCUAUGGGUCUUCUCCUUCCUGGCCUUGGCCCAGAUCUCCAUUGCCAUCUUCAUAGGCCUCCUAUUCACAAGAUUCUGGCUCCUCACUGUCUUGUAUGCAACCUGGUGGUACCUGGACUGGGACACACCACAACAGGGUGGCAGGAGUUUCCAGAUCUUGAGGCACUGUGUUCUGUGGAAGUACAUGAAGGACUAUUUCCCCGUUUCGUUGGUCAAGACUGCUGAUCUGGACCCCUCCCGGAACUACAUUGCUGCCUUCCACCCACAUGGGGUCCUGGCCGCUGGAGCUUUUAUUAACCUGUGCACGGAGAGUACCGGCUUCACCUCCCUCUUCCCCGGUAUCAGCCCCCGUCUGAUGAUGUUGAGCUUGUGGUUCCGGGCCCCCUUCUUCAGGGAUUAUAUCAUGGCUGGAGGACUGGUUGCAUCUGACAAGGAGAGUGCCAUUCACUUGCUGAGCAGGAAGGAAGGCGGGAACUUUCUGGCCAUCAUUGUAGGGGGUGCUAAGGAGGCAUUAGAUGCCCGACCUGGAGCCUACAGGCUGUUGCUGAAGAACCGCAAGGGCUUCAUCAAGCUCGCUCUGAUGCAAGGGGCAGCUCUGGUGCCCAUGUUCUCCUUUGGGGAGAAUGAACUAUUUAACCAGGUUAAUAACCCUCCUGGAUCCUGGUUACGCUGGGUCCAGAACCACCUGCAGCAGGUCAUGGGCAUCUCUCUUCCACUCUUCCAUGGUCGUGGUAUCUUCCAAUACAGCUUUGGCCUCCUACCCUACCGCCGGCCUAUCACCACCGUGGUGGGGAAGCCCUUGGAAGUGCAGAAGACGCCCCAACCAUCACAGGAGGAGGUAGACCAUCUGCACCAGCGCUACAUCAGGGAGUUGUGCAGUCUCUUUGAAGCCCACAAGCUCAAGUUCAACAUCCCUGAGGACCAGCAUUUGGAGUUCUGCUAA
Chrysochloris asiatica (Cape golden mole) is the source of this 1005-nucleotide messenger RNA. It is a transcript of the gene MOGAT2, whose product is annotated as monoacylglycerol O-acyltransferase 2. The record is from RefSeq and is a predicted model, not a curated record. Gene Ontology annotation, biological process: diacylglycerol biosynthetic process; triglyceride biosynthetic process. The transcript has 6 exons. Gene Ontology annotation, molecular function: diacylglycerol O-acyltransferase activity; 2-acylglycerol O-acyltransferase activity. Lineage: Eukaryota; Metazoa; Chordata; Mammalia; Afrosoricida; Chrysochloridae. Bases 1 to 1005 code for a protein of 334 amino acids. Gene Ontology annotation, cellular component: endoplasmic reticulum membrane.